Molecule: messenger RNA, 1604 nt
Organism: Caenorhabditis elegans
Lineage: Eukaryota; Metazoa; Nematoda; Chromadorea; Rhabditida; Rhabditidae
Gene: irld-60
Product: Receptor L-domain domain-containing protein
Exons: 7
Coding region: 5-1585 (526 amino acids)
Source: RefSeq, marked reviewed
AGUCAUGAUAUCAAUAAUCUACUUAUUCAUCCCAAUUCUCCUUGCAAGCGCUGUGCCUACUUCCGAUGUUCUUUCAACUCGAAUCAAAGCUUUAGAGCAAGUCUUCAUUGUAUUUUAUUGCAAGCCUUCUUGUAGAUUCAAUGAAACCCAGCUAAACUCGGUGACAAUCAAAUCGUUCCCAAAGUGUAAAGAAGUAUGUGGAAUUAUAUUUAUUGAUUCUGAAACUGAUCUAACUGUGGAGCAAAUGAAGAAAGCAUUUGAGAAGAUGCGAACACUAAAAGGAGGAUUUAAUAUUGAGAAUACUAGUCUGACAAGCCUUUCGGUUUUUACAGCUGACAAAGAAAAAGGAAACUUUAAUGUGGUGUGUGAUGUGUACGGUGUUUACAUCCGAAACAAUUCACAAUUAAACGACCCCAGUGUGCUCUACGAUCUCUACUUGUACCGUGAUCGGGGUAUCGAGGCGUGUGAUAUUAGAAUCGAGAAUAAUCCGAAACUGGAAUUUUCCUGUGAUGGCGGCUUUUUACACAUGUAUAAUGAGCUCAUUGUCAGAGGGAACUUAAAGGAUUGUGGAUGUGAUGGUGAAAAAGUUAAUGUAUCAAAUGUUAAGGAGUACUCCAAAUGCAAAACUCUAGAUUCUGGUCUAAAUUUAGUGAAUAUUAAUGCAACCUUCGAUUAUGAUUCAUUUUUGAAUGUCACAAUGAUUCGAGGAUCUAUUGCAAUUCGGAACACUAAUCUACAGAGUUUGUCGUUUUUACAAAACCUGCAAACUAUCGAAUAUAACUCGGAUAUAGCUAGUGUAGCAUUGAAUGUACAAGAUAAUCCGGAAAUGAUUCGACUGGGACUGCCAAUUCUGACGAAAGUUAUAGAUACAGUUGAGCAAACCAGUAUGAUACAAUACAGUACAUACAAUAAAAGGCAAUACUUCAAUUUUGAAAACCUUCAUCCUGAUUUUUGUGUCACCAUUACUGAGAUAGUUGCCCUAUUGAACCUUGGAAUUUCUACUGAAAACAUUGAAGCGAAACUUUGCAAAGAUCCUGGUCCAUUGGAUGCGUCAUUUUAUUGCACAUUUGAAUCAAUGAGCAAACUAUCAGAUACAUGUAUGUAUAUCCUUGGAGAUCUAUUAAUAGACCAUGAAGAUGAAAAAUAUGUUUCCAAAUUAGGAGUGUUACAAUUUUUAUUCGGAACAUUGACUAUCAGAAACACAAAUCUCACCGAUUUGAAUUUUCUCGAUCAAAUGACUUAUAUUGGUGCAUUGAAUGGUAACGUAACAUAUUUUCCAGUCAUUCAAAUAUAUUCGAAUCCAAAUCUAAGAAACGUUGGAUUAAAUGGGAUUAUGAACAUAAUUACAAAAGGAAAUCGAACUGCAAUCAUCCAAGAUAACCAUCCCGAUUUAUUCAAGUCAACGCCUUGCCAACUAUUUGGAGCAUAUUUUAGUAACCCUGCAAUGGAGAAUCGAGUGAAUUUGACAUACAUUGGAAGUAACUGCGGUGAAAGAGUUCAUAUAACAUCAUCCCAGUCUGGACGAAUAUCGAUUGGCUUGUCAUUCAGUUUAUUUGUUUUGUUCUGGUCAUUUAAAUCAAAUUAAUAUUAUUAAAUUAAUUUCU